AUGUGGUUGGAGAUCAUCUGUGGUCUCGUCAUCUACAAACUCGUCCGUCGUUUCUUCUCCGACGACGAAUUUUCCGACGUAGAAACCUCCGAUUCCACUGCUCUCUUCUCCGUUGCUCACAGACUUGAGAAGCUUUAUGGAGGAAAAGCUUAUGUAGGUCUUCGAAUUCCAGAUGCAGACACUGCUUCCAGACAGGACAUCGAUGUUGUUCUCGUUACUAAAGGAGAAGUUGUGGUGGUCGGUGUUAAGAAUCUAUCGGGGUUCGUCACGGUAACGAGUGAUGGAAGCUGGGUCUGUGAAGGUGGGAAGCAUCAUAGAACUGAGACUUACCCUGAUCCAGUAAUUAGAACACCCAUGGCGUUUACUGUUGUUGUUGGUGAUUUUCUUAACUUUGAUAUUCUGCUGGCUGAAGUCAAGAAACAAGCUUCAGUUCUUGAAUCAUAUCUUGAACAGAGGGGUGUUACUUUGCUAGAAGGAAAACUGUCUUGCAGAGUUAUAAUUCCCAAUCCAAGUUUUCGUACCAUUCAUGCAUUCCCGAGUGAGGUAACCACGUACGAAGAGUGGCAGCAUCUGAAACCAGUAUCGAAAAAUAAACUUACUGGUUGGGUUAAAGGCGCAUUCAGCACAGGGAAAGAGAUGCAGGAAUCUUCGCAUCAAAAACUUGAUUUCAUCCUUGGCACGGCUCCAAUGUGGGAUAGGGUGGAGCUCAAAAGUAGCAAAAUCGUGUUAGGGGAGUUCCUCGAGUUUAAAGGAAAGCAGGAAGACACUUUAGCUUUGCGACAUAUCAAAAGAUCAAAAAUUGACCGUAUCUCUAUUCAGCAAACAAGCAUGCUUGGAUUCGCUCCCUCGAGGUUGCAGGUUCUGUACUCGUAUAGAGACUACAGAAGUGAAGGCAGUUCAGGAUCAGAGUCGAAGGAAGUGACCGUAAGGUCGAGCACCGAGGUUGUGUUUCAGCCACGGGACUCCGCAAAGAUCAAGAAAUUCAAACUAUCGUCCCUCAUCUCCCUUUCACUAAGUGCCUAA
Thlaspi arvense is the source of this 1023-nucleotide messenger RNA. Lineage: Eukaryota; Viridiplantae; Streptophyta; Magnoliopsida; Brassicales; Brassicaceae. The record is from the annotation of a GenBank genome assembly.